This is a messenger RNA of Vitis riparia (riverbank grape), 789 nucleotides long. Its product is annotated as sugar transporter ERD6-like 7. The record is from RefSeq and is a predicted model, not a curated record. The transcript is spliced from 10 exons. Gene Ontology annotation, cellular component: membrane. Gene Ontology annotation, molecular function: transmembrane transporter activity. NCBI's taxonomy places the organism in Eukaryota, Viridiplantae, Streptophyta, Magnoliopsida, Vitales, Vitaceae. Gene Ontology annotation, biological process: transmembrane transport. Bases 1 to 789 code for a protein of 262 amino acids.
AUGGAGUCUCUUCUGGUUGAAGAAAAGACUAAUGGUGGACACUGCAUUGGCCCCAAUAGUGAUGGUGGUGGUAAGUCUUCCUCCGUUAUCGCCGUUGUUGUCUUCAGCACGUUGGUGGUCGUCUGCGGCUUUGUAACUUAUGGCCACAUUCUUGGAUAUUCAUCACCUGCUGAGUCUGGACUCAUGGAUGACCAGGACCUCUCAUCGGCUGGGGUAGGUACUAAUAUCUGUUUUCGGUUCUUUUUGACUGUUGGAGGAAUAGUCGGAGCAUUCAUAGGUGGAAGGAUAGCAGAUCUCAUUGGUCGGAGAGGUACAAUGUGGCUGGCACAAAUAUUCUGCAUCAUGGGGUGGCUUGCAAUCGUUUUCACAAAGCCAAUUCGACAGUUGAUGCUAUGCUGUGGCUUAUCACUAUCAUUUUAUAUUGGGACCAUCAUCACUUGGCCCGUGCUGGCUCUAAUUGGAACUGUUCCAUGCCUAUUACAGCUUCUAGGUUUAUUCUUCAUUCCAGAGUCUCCUAGAUGGCUAGUGAAAUUAGAAGCUGCUCUAUGGAGGCUAAGGGGAGAGAAUGAUGAUAUUUUUCAAGAAGCAGCUGACAUCUGGGACUUCACUGAAGCCUUUCAGCACCACUCAGAAGCUAGAAUUCUGGAUUUGUUUCAGAGGAGAUAUGCUUAUUCUCUCACAUUUGGAUGUGGGUUGAUGGUGCUGCAACAAUUUUCAGGGACAAAUGCAAUUGCAUCUUAUGCGAGCUCAAUCUUCAAAGCAGCUGGUAAAAUCCUUGGUAUGGAGUAA